GUCGCUCGUGUGGCCAACAGCAGAAUUUUACGUCUUUUUCAUAGCAGAUUGAAGGAUUUGUUGAGAAGUACAAGAAAAUGAAAGACAGGGCAGCUCUUUUGAAAGGCAGUUUACAUAAGUCCCCGUACAUUAAUACCAACAACUAAAAAUGUUGACAGUGAAUAGUGAACCUUUACUGCUGCAGAAAGUGAUGACCUUUGAAAGAUGGUGGUGUGUUUUAACAGAUGAACUUGAUCUCUGCAUUCAGAGAUCUGUGGAGAACAAGUUGCCCAGGAGGAGGCUUGGAUCUUCUUCAGCACCGCAGUUUCAAGAGGUGUCUGCGCUCACUGGAAGGGUUCCCCAUUUCUUCAGAUUUACCACACUUCAUUAAAAACGGAUUUGCUUGUGGAUUCCCUAAAGACUGGGAACUGUUAAGAAGAAAGUGGAUCAUGUUUUUAAAAGCAGGAGAACCACAAGAUUUUCAGUGGAAGGGAAAUGACAAUGCAGCUAUUUUAGACAGCUGUUCCUCCUCCCAAAAGCCCCUGGACAAUCAUCACAAGAAAGUAGUUGUGAGGAAUUCAGAAACAAAACUCAAAAGAGGAAUUCUGCAUUUUCACCCUUACCUGCCAACAAUAAGUUCACAGAUACAGUUCAUGGACUUGGUUCUAAUAUUGCUAUAAAUGAAAAAUGUGAUACUAAAAGUACUGGAAAUCAGCCAUGUUUAGAAGAAGAAAGAACUAAUUUUAAUUGUGUAAUCCCCAAAAGAAAUAAACCAGAAUGCAGCAACACAGCUACAACUACAAAGAAUCAUUUUCUGGCAGCUGAAAGAAGUUUCGAUGUCAUUAGUGAUAGUGAAGACUCAAGUGAUGAAGAUAAUGGCAUUGUUGACUUGGACACAAAUUGACAAAAGGCAAAAAUCAAUGAUAAUCAGUAUGGAAAUAAGAAGCAAUCAGUUGUCAUGAGAAGAACUAA
Molecule: messenger RNA, 951 nt
Organism: Schistocerca nitens (vagrant locust)
Lineage: Eukaryota; Metazoa; Arthropoda; Insecta; Orthoptera; Acrididae
Exons: 7
Coding region: 225-659 (144 amino acids)
Source: RefSeq, a predicted model, not a curated record